Pungitius pungitius (ninespine stickleback) is the source of this 5038-nucleotide messenger RNA. RefSeq names its product janus kinase and microtubule interacting protein 2 (gene jakmip2). The record is from RefSeq and is a predicted model, not a curated record. Lineage: Eukaryota; Metazoa; Chordata; Actinopteri; Perciformes; Gasterosteidae. The transcript has 24 exons. Gene Ontology annotation, molecular function: kinase binding; microtubule binding. Bases 317 to 2785 code for a protein of 822 amino acids.
UACGGGCGGGGGGGGGUGCGCGCGCGCGUGCGUGUGUGUGUGUGUGAGUAUAUGGGGGCUGCUGCUGAUGCUGCAAGGGACGAUCAUUUCUCUCCCCCCCCCUUUUUUUCUAAAGAAAACAGAGAAAAACGGAGAUGUCAUGGACACGGUUUCACGAGAAUUAGCAACCCACGCGCGACGACAAUCGAGUUCGAGCCCUUUUCUUCUGAUAGGAGAAUGAGGAAGAGGAGGAAUUGGAAACCACUGGGAGCGCCUUGGAAAGUUUCCGUGAAGUCUCAAUGAAAGCAUUAGGAGAGCCUCACUAGUAUUUGACUCAAUGGCCAAGAAGGGGCGCACGAAGAGCGAGAAGCCCGAAGCGCUCAUCUCUGCCCUUCAGGCGGCCAAUGAGGAUCUCCGGUCCAAGUUGACUGACAUUCAGAUAGAGCUACACCAAGAAAAAUGCAAGGUCAGCAAACUGGAGCGCGACAAGCUCCAGGAGGUGAAGCGGGUGCGGGAGCAGGAGCAGCACCGCCACACUGCCACGUUGACGGAGCAGCGGGCCAAGUGGCACGAGGAAAAGCAGAAGGAGCUGCAGGCCCUGAGGGAGAACCUGACGCGGCAGCAUGAGCAGGAACUGGCGCGCCACGCCAAAAUCAAGGACCAGGAGAACCAGAGGCUGAAAGCCGCGCUCAGCGCCAUGCGGGAUGGCAGUGGAGAGAAGGUGCGCACAGCGUUGACCCUGGAAGCCAAGGAGGACGCGCGCCGCUUCUUCGACCAGGAGCGUGUGAAGCUCCUGCAGGAGAUAGUGGAGCUGAAGAACUCGAAGAAGCAGACCGAUGAGGCCCUCAGCAACAUGAUCCAGUCCGACAAGAUGAAGGCCGGCGACCUGCGGGUGGAGCACCAGCAGCACCAGGAGCAGAUCUCCAAGAUCAAGUGGGACAGUGAGAGAGACAUCCGUAGACUGGUGGAUGAAAUCAAAUCUAAAGAACGCACCAUCUUCGGCCUGGAGAAGGAACUGGAGUCAACGGCGGGUUUCCUGCAGAAGCUGCAGCUUCAGAAGGACGCGCUGGACGAACAGCUGUUCCUCGUCAAGGAGGCGGAGUGUGGCCUGGGGAGCCCGAAGAGAGAGAUUCCAGGCCGAGCUGGAGAUGGAGCUGAGCACUGUGGCAGCCCGGACUUGAGGAGAAAUCAAAGGCGCCUUGCUGACCUCAACUCAACCAUACGCAAAUUAGAGGACCGCAACUCCCUGCUGGUGGAUGAGAGGAGCGAACUGCUGAAGCGAAACCGGGAGUCCGAGAAGCAGUGUAAGCCGCUGCUGGACAAGAACAAGCUGCUGAGUAAGAGGAACGAUGAUUUGACUCAUACUAUCCAGAAGCUGGAGGAGAAGCUCAAGAACCUGGCCAAGGAGAACCACGAGAUGAAGGAGAAGAUCAACUCCCAUCCUCCGCUGAAGAAGCUGAAGUCUCUGAAUGACCUGGACCAAGCGCAUGAUGACCAGGAAAUAGCCUUUCUCAAGCUUCAAGUCCUGGAGCAACAAAGCAUGAUUGAUGAGCUGACGAGAGACCGAGAAAAACUGCUCAGAAAGAAGAGGCAUAAAAGAAGUUCGAGGCCAAUAAAGAGGCACAUCGUAGUCGACACCUUCUUCGGCUACGAUGAAGAGUCUAUGGACUCCGAGUCGUCUUCAGUGGCCUCGUUCCGCAUGGACAGAACUCCCGCCACUCCAGAUGAAGACCUGGAGGAGGGUCUCGCCAACGAGGAGUCGCAGCUGCGUUUCCGUCAGCUGACCAGGGAGUAUCAGGCGCUGCAGCGAGCCUACGCCCUGCUGCAGGAACAGAAAGGAGGCGUUCUGGAUGCUGAGAUGGAGGCCAGGGCUCAGGAGCAGCUCCAAGCAGAGGUUCUCCGGUAUAAAGCCAAAAUAGAAGACUUGGAGAAGGAACUGACCCUGAAGGGACAGGACUCCAAAUGGGUGGAGGAGAAGCAGCUCUUCUUUCGAAGGAACCAGGAGCUUUACGAGAAGCUGGAGAAGAUGGAGUCGGACUGCAGCCGACUGCAGCAGGAGCUGCAGGACUCGAGAGAUCAGAAUGAACUGUUAGAGUUCAGGAUACUGGAGCUGGAGGAGCGCGAGAGGAAGUCCCCUCCAUUCAACCAUCUGAGGAUGCAUCCUUUCUCCGAGGGAGUCAGUGCUCUGCAGAUCUACUGCAUGAAGGAGGGGGUCAAGGACGUGUGCAUACCAGAUCUCAUCAAACUUCUAGAUAUCCUGGGAGACAACGGGAAUUUAAGAAAUGAAGAGCAAGUGGCCAUUAUUCAGGCCAGCACUGUUUUGUCACUAGCGGAAAAGUGGAUUCAACAAAUUGAGGGUACGGAGGCGGCGCUGCACCAGAAGAUGAUGGACCUGGAGAUUGAGAUGGAGAUGUUCUGUAAACAGAAAGGAUAUCUGGAAGAGGAGCUGGACUACAGGAAAACAGCCAUGGACCAGGCUUACAUGCAAAUCCAGGAGUUGGAAGCGACGUUAUACAACGCCCUGCAGCAGGACAAGGUGAUAAAGUACGGCGAGCCUCUGGACGAGCUUCAGAAGGACGAGCUGCGGACGGCGGUGGAGAAGCUGAGGAGGCAGAUGUUGAGGAAGAGUCGGGAGUUCGACUGCCAGAUCCUCCAGGAGAGGAUGGAGCUGCUGCACCAGGCGCACCAGAGGAUUCGGGACCUUGAAGACAAGACGGAAAUCCAGAGGAGACAGAUCAAAGACCUGGAGGAGAAGUUUUUGUUUCUGUUCUUGUUCUUUUCUCUUGCCUUUAUCCUUUGGCCUUGAAGUCUUUGGCGUGUCCCGUAGCCGAGGUGGUGUGUCAGCUUGGAGAUCUUGUUUGGGGCUGCAGUGUUAUUUAUUUUCUGGACAAUAUUGGAACAAUGUGCGUAGCGGUGGCCGCUAAUGUCCUAACAUCAGUGACUGCUGUCAGUAUCGGUGGAUGUGUCUUGUGUUGGCUGUGGACGUUUACACUUCAGAUUUUGAUUUCUUUUUUAUCUUUUUUUAAAUGGGGGUGUGGUUUCUCAGGACACGGCGCAGGAUGACCAAUUUUUUUUUUUUUUUUUUUUUAAGGAGCGGACUUGGACAUGUAACUGUCUCUCCAUACAGCUGGAAGGAGACUAACAGGCUGCAAGAAUGAAACACAAUUAGUGCAAAAUAGGUGCACAGAGACAGACACACACAUAUACCUACGAACACGCAUGCACAAACGCAUGCUGAUGCAAACACACACACACACACAUACACAUAUAUAUUGACAAAAAUCCAAGCCAAAGCCUGGGAAAUGUUUUCUCUGCCAUGCAGGGUAAUAUUAUAAUAUAAUUCACCAACAUUAAGCCACAGCUGGAAUAUAAACAGACAAAGCCACUUAUAGACAAAGAGAACAACAAACCACAACUUCCCUCUUCAUCUCUUCCCUUUCCUUACUGAAACCACGAAAAGGACGUUUUUCAUGAAUGCAACCUCUCGGUGGAAGGAGGCGAGCCAACUCAGGGCCCAUGAUUGCCGAGGCCAGUGCUGGUCUCGGGUCAGAGAGGGACACUACGGGACGCGAUGAGUCGCCGGGCAGGCCGCCCGUUGGAGGGGUUAAAAGCUGGAAAAGGGCAGAACUGCACCACAGAGACUCGUGUGUGUGUGUGUGUGUGUGUGUGUGUAGAGACACUAAAAGCGGGGUACGGGACAUUAAGCCUGAGGCAUCUUCACCAGACAAACGUGGCCGACUCGAGUGGGGAGGUACAAAGAGAACGAAACAAAAGAUCCAGCUCUGCUCAACGUGGACGUCCACAGAUUUUCAGUCCGUUUCUUAAUUUGAAACCAGCAGAACUCACUGGUGACCUUUCUUUUUUUUUUUUUUUUUUACAGCUCCUACCACCAAGAAACUGUGUCCCAAGAUUUCCACUGAACUACAUGCUUAUUAUGUACUGUAAUAUAUAUAUUUGUUGAUAUGUACAUGUUGCUGAAUUAUUUUAUUGAGUCUCCCCUUUUAUUUCAUUGAAUAGUUUUAAGUUUUAUUUUACUCUCUGAAGCAGCUUGAACAGUUGAUGUAGUUUAUAAAUGACUAAAAAGGGUACACAUUGCUCUGUUAUAUUGUGGUGACGGCUGCAAAGAUAAACUCUUAUUUCUUUGGAAAUUAUAAAUGAAAAGUCGUUGGAAUAUGAAUGUGGAAUAAUUAGAUUUUUUGCCUCCCUUUUCGUCCUCCCCUUUCUCACACACAUAAUACUGUAUUUAUUAAACUACUCUCUAAAAAAUGUUGUUUGUUUGGCCAGCAGGUGGGUGCUGGUUUCACCUCAGCGACUCACGAUCAGACUAUUAACCUUUAACAGACUUGUAAAUAUAUUCAAACUAGCUUACUAAAUAUUGUUAUCAACUCUGGUCAAAUGAUUGGUCGGUAUCAUGUUCAAGUUACGUCAUCGGUACCUCGUUGAUGUGCUAGAAAAUUGACAGAAGCAGCAGAAAAGAUGGAAAAAAAACCAUUGUGACUCCAAACGCAGGUUAUGCUAUUUUUUACUCUUAAAAAGCAAAAUGACUAUUGGCCACUUUCCCAAAAUGGAACAGAAGAAAGUGAAUGCAACACUACACCUGCUCCACGUCUCUCAUGACAGGCCUACUGCCCCAGGGCCCUUUAAUAUUUACCAGUAGGCCGUCUUUGGUGCCCACGUACCUGAGCCGGUCCCCCUCCCCCACCCCCCCCCCCCCGCCCCCAUUCACGGGUGUAAUGUGUCGAGGCAUCCCGUUACAUAGCGGGCAGUAACUCCACUCCAUUCCCAAGGGGAGGGACUAAGACCGCGUCUGUGUAAACUCAGCUAAAUAGUUGCCUUAAAGCGCAGCCCAUGUAUGUUCCUUUUUUAACAAUCAUUUUUUCAUACGGUUUAUAUUAUCAUAGAGUGCAAUGUAUACAUUUCAGAGAGGAUUUCUUUUCAUCUUAACCCCCCGUCCGUCUUCCAGCGACACUUUAACCCUUCCUCCUACUUUCGUCUAGAUUAUCGAAGAGACAGAAAAAGGAGUAAUGCUGUAAAAAAUAAAACAAAACCUGGCCUUUGA